Humulus lupulus (European hop) is the source of this 889-nucleotide messenger RNA. RefSeq lists its product as uncharacterized. Bases 87 to 563 code for a protein of 158 amino acids. The record is from RefSeq and is a predicted model, not a curated record. The transcript has 4 exons. NCBI's taxonomy places the organism in Eukaryota, Viridiplantae, Streptophyta, Magnoliopsida, Rosales, Cannabaceae.
AUUGUUAUGUGUACAUAUAUAUUGAUAUAUCACUUCAAAUUGUGUCAUAAUCAAAUACCUUGCUAAAACAACAAGACCAUUAGAAUAUGGGCCAAUCCCUCCUGAAAUUUGCUCCCGGAAGUGAGCAGCAGAACAUCAAAUUAGUUCCCACCAUAGAACGGUGCUAUGAAAAGCAUUUUAAAACCAAAAAAGACCCUACCGUAGCCGAUUUCUAUCGAGCUGUUUGCGAAACUGUCGAAGACAUCAACAAAGAGCUAGGUAACACACAAUUUACGAUACCCACUGCUGCUGUAGUCGAUAAUGCCUACAGUAACGAUCAUCAGAAUAGUGGACCAGUGACAAAGGAACAGUUUCAAACGAUCCUGAAAAAGAUAUUGACCACAAGCGCAGGAUUCACAGGACUUGGAGGAGCUAAGGAUACGUUCAUCUACGUCUUUGGAGUUCCUAUUGUUACUCUGUUUCUUAAGCAGUCUUUGAUGCCACGUGUUAUUCGUAAUGAGUUCUUUAUUCCAGGGGUCACUUCUGCCACAGUCUUUGUUCUUGCCAAGCUGAACAAGAUUUGAUCAUCUAUAUAUAUUGUAUUGAUAUCUAAUUUCUACUAUGCACUAUUAAAUGUCCUUAAACAAUUCACACACCUUUGCUCCCUCACUUUGCUCCCUCACUUUAUUUCUUUCUCAUGGUAAUAUGGUAUACUGCUGGUUCACAUCUUGUCUUUCUCAUCAAAUUAGUUACCCACUCUUAUUAUUAUAGCAUUUGUUGUACUAUUACAUAGUCUAUCAAAAACACUUACUAAUUAAUGUAAGGCAAAAUAGCAUAGCAUAGGAUCUCCUUAUUUUGUUGAGUAAUGUUUACUUAUUUACUUAUUGAAAUUUGAAGAAUUUUCAUUUAA